This is a messenger RNA of Beta vulgaris subsp. vulgaris (sugar beet), 2094 nucleotides long. Its product is annotated as WRKY transcription factor 1. The transcript is spliced from 5 exons. Gene Ontology annotation, biological process: regulation of DNA-templated transcription. The record is from RefSeq and is a predicted model, not a curated record. Gene Ontology annotation, molecular function: DNA-binding transcription factor activity; sequence-specific DNA binding. Bases 467 to 1792 code for a protein of 441 amino acids. Lineage: Eukaryota; Viridiplantae; Streptophyta; Magnoliopsida; Caryophyllales; Amaranthaceae.
CAACCACUAAGGUCAGGUCAGCCGUCAGUUGCUGACACACUCAAAGCAAAGCUAAAUUGGUGGGCUCUCAUUUCUCAUCCAUCUAACGGCUGUCCUUCCUCCUCUGACUUGACCAACCAAAAUCCAACGGCUCACAAUCCUGACACCUGUCACCGAUCCCCAUGAAACAGAAAAACCCUCCAUGGAUUCCACCUGAAUUCUAAAUUUUUAUUUUCUCUCUCCUCUGAUCAUCACACUACUCUCGAGGGUUUUGCCUCUGCUUUGACCCCCUCUUCUUCUUCUUCUUACCCUUUUUCCAACCCCCCAAAAAAACCCAUUAAUUUGUUCAAAAAAUCAAUUUAAUUUCUUCAUCAGUUUGUUAUUCUGAUUGUUGGCUUUUGCCACUUCUGCCGUUGGAUUGCAGUGUAGUUCAAUUUUGAAUGCCUUAAGAUCUACUUGCUGCACUCGCUGAUGUAAUAUUCUCUCAAUGGUUACAACGGAGGAAAAUGCAGUGAUUGUAGCUCCUAAGGUUGAUUUGCAGCAGACUCUGAGCCCUGAUUCCACAAUACAUGCUUCCAAUACUGAUAGAGAGGGAAACAACUCUGUUGUCCCUGAGAAACCAUCCGAAGAUGGAUAUAAUUGGCGAAAGUAUGGCCAGAAAAAUGUUAAGGGAAAUGAAUACAUAAGAAGUUAUUACAAAUGUUCACAUCCAAAUUGCCAGGUGAAGAAACAAGUGGAACGCUCCCAGGAUGGGCGAAUCACAGAUAUUACUUACCUGGGAAAGCAUGAUCAUGCUAAACCUCAUUCUGAUCCCCAAGCAGCUGUUCCCUCUCUUCUGUCUGCUAAAGUACAGACACCAGAUUGCCCUUCAACAGCUGUUGAUCAAGAUAAACCUUCCGAUGUGCACUCCCCUGCAACUGAGCAUGUUCAGCAAAUGGAGAUCUGUGAGUAUGCAAUAGUUAAGGCUGUUGGUGAUAAUGCACCUGCACCUCUCACACCAUCAAGUCAAGCAAGAGAUGAUCAUAGCGAAAACUUAACCCUGAAGAGACGGAAGAAAGGCAUUGACGGUGCUGAUUACACAACGGAGAAACCUAACCAUGAAUCACGCAUUGUUGUCCAUACAGUUAGUGAGGUUGAUAUUGUCAAUGAUGGGUAUAGGUGGCGCAAGUAUGGACAGAAAAUGGUCAAAGGCAACCCAAACCCGAGGAGCUACUACCGGUGCUCGACUACGGGCUGCCCAGUUAAAAAACAUGUCGAAAGGGCCUCCCAUGAUCCUAAAGUAGUUAUCACCACAUACGAGGGUGAACAUGACCAUAGUAUGCCUCCUAUUCGGACAAUUGUUCCCCAGACUGCAGCAGCUUCUGCGGGUGGGACUGAGUCAAAUGACAUGAGUAAAUCCAAGUCAGAAGAAAGUGAUGCAGCUCAAAGUGCUGCAUUAGUAUGUAAAGCAGAAAAAGGCAGUUGUGUUGAUCCUGCAACUAAGGAUGAAAACAAUCAAGCAAUUGUGGUGAAGACUGAGGAUGCCCUUACGGGAUCCACUCAACAUGAGUCCAAUCAUAAAGCUGAGAAAAAUGAUACAGAAAGUCACGUUGAAACCAAGCUCGAGAUGGUGAGUCAGGAAGCUAACCAGGAUCCUAUCUGCACAGGUUCGAGUUCUGAAAAUAUUGAUCAGACUACCAAACAAAAUAUUGAUAUGAAGCCAGAAGUUACAUCAACCGAGGCCAAAAGACCUGAUGCAAUCGUUGAAACUUCCCGUGCUGAAGCAAAAACAAAUGGACUAGAAAGGCCGAAUGCUGAAGCUGUCAACUGCUAAAAGUAUUAUUGUUGCUGAUAGAAGUCAUAGUUGAUAGAGGAUUGUUGUAGACAAUGGCAUUUAUUGACAUAGAAGAGCUGCAAGAGGAGGGACUACUCUAGUGGGGGUUUAAACAUUGUAAAUAAUUCUAAUUAGACGGGGGACAGUCAGAGCCUGAGGUGUCUAAUUUAACUAUUCAGAAUAAAGAUUAUAGAUUUCCCUCAAAAAGCCUUCAUAAAUUGAACUUGGAAGUGCUAUUUUGAUUGUAUUUAGUGUAUUUUCUGUGGAUUUAUUAAAGUGGGUGAAUCUGUUCUUUCCGUAUA